AUGUCUGCCGAGACGGCCUCCGUUGAGCCUCAAGUUGCCUCAUCAAGUCCCCGACGCUUGGCGAGAACGCAGGCCGGCUUGUCCUCGCCAAAAGACCAGGGCGGCUGGCAUUUCAUUCGUGUUAACUUUCACACUUGGCAAGUGUUUGACACGGCGACUCAGAGUCCCCGAGUCCCUGACGAACGUUCAUUCGCGGACACCUCCGGCCGCGCCGAAGAACUUCAAAAUUCUGCAACACCGUUCCACAACUACAACACCAACCGCGGCCGUCUGCCACAUGGCGCGCAUGAGACGGCUGUAAUCCAAGAUUACCAGGGAUUCAAGCAGCCGCACAACUUCGGCCGUAUACCCACAAUUAUUGCAACAUCACUGUCGUAG
This is a messenger RNA of Bipolaris maydis ATCC 48331, 378 nucleotides long. NCBI's taxonomy places the organism in Eukaryota, Fungi, Ascomycota, Dothideomycetes, Pleosporales, Pleosporaceae. The record is from RefSeq and is a predicted model, not a curated record.